Acanthochromis polyacanthus (spiny chromis) is the source of this 9667-nucleotide messenger RNA. It is a transcript of the gene ago3b, whose product is annotated as argonaute RISC catalytic component 3b. Gene Ontology annotation, molecular function: RNA binding; protein binding. The record is from RefSeq and is a predicted model, not a curated record. Lineage: Eukaryota; Metazoa; Chordata; Actinopteri; Pomacentridae. The transcript has 19 exons. Gene Ontology annotation, biological process: regulation of stem cell proliferation; regulatory ncRNA-mediated gene silencing. Bases 608 to 3211 code for a protein of 867 amino acids.
UUUGGAGGAGCUUUACGGAAAUUGUUAGCUGCAGCCGCCGUUAGCUUGCCGCUGUGGCGGAAGGAGGGCGGUGAGGAGCGGACUCCAGACCGGUUUCUCACCGAUACUGAGGAGGACGCCGGCCCGGUGAACAGCCGGUAUCUGUGUGGUAAAGAACAACCCCGGAGUGUCACGUUAACCCAGCGGGACGACGAACUGAGCCGCUGACACUGUGAAUAUUGGUGUCGUGUCGCCGGUCGGCUGCUGGUUGUCGGCAGCUAAAGCUAACCGGAGCCGUUAGCUUCUCCGCUGCUGCGAAACUGCUCCAAGUUCGGGUCUAAACUGCCACAAACACUGUUAACACACCGGAGAACAGUGUUUUCCCCCGGUUACGGCAGAAAGAGCGACACAGGACGGACGCGGUGAUAUUCGGUUCAACUUUUCAGCUGUCAGUUUCGGGGGAGAGAGGAACUUCCAGCUGGAGAGGGGGACCCCGAGCGGGCCGGUUCCACAUCACCGGGGAGCAGUGAGCAGAGAGCGGGUAGAGGAGAGCCACGGAGCCGCGGGGACAGCUGACGCAGGACCUUAGACCACACGGUGCCGGUUCUUCCGGACAGAGACCUCAUGAAUGGAAAUCGGAACAACAGGAGCAGAUGAAGCCCAAGCCCUGUUUUCGUUGCCACGGCGACCCGGCUACGGCACCAUUGGGAAGCCCAUCAAGCUUCUGGCCAACUGCUUCCAAGUGGAGAUCCCCAAAAUCGACGUCUACCUGUACGAGGUCGACAUCAAGCCGGAAAAAUGUCCCAGACGAGUCAACAGGGAGGUGGUGGACUCCAUGGUGCAGCAUUUCAAGGUGACCAUCUUCGGUGACCGGCUGCCAGUUUAUGAUGGGAAGAAAAGCCUCUACACGGCCAGCCCACUGCCCGUCGCAACCUCUGGGGUGGAUCUGGACGUCACCCUGCCAGGUGAAGGUGGAAAGGACCGGCCAUUUAAAGUCACCAUCAGGUUCGUGUCUCUGGUCAGCUGGCACAUGCUGCACGAAGUCCUGACAGGACGAGGAGUUCCUGAACCGCUGGACCUGGAGAAACCGGUCAGCACCAACCCGGUCCACGCCGUAGACGUGGUCCUCCGACAUCUGCCCUCCAUGAAGUAUACUCCUGUCGGAAGGUCCUUCUUCUCCUCCCCAGAGGGCUACGACCAUCCGCUGGGUGGAGGCAGGGAGGUUUGGUUCGGCUUCCACCAGUCGGUCCGGCCGGCCAUGUGGAAGAUGAUGCUCAACAUCGACGUGUCUGCCACUGCGUUCUAUAAAGCCCAGCCGGUCAUCCAGUUCAUGUGUGAGGUUCUGGACAUCCACAACAUCGACGAGCAGCCGAGACCUCUCACCGACUCCCACAGAGUCAAGUUCACCAAAGAGAUCAAAGGUCUUAAGGUGGAAGUGACACACUGUGGAACCAUGCGUAGGAAGUACCGAGUCUGCAACGUGACGCGGCGUCCUGCCAGCCUCCAGACAUUUCCGCUGCAGCUCGAGAACGGCCAGACGGUGGAGAGAACGGUGGCGCAGUACUUCAGAGAGAAGUACAGCCUGCAGCUCAAGUACCCUCACCUGCCCUGUCUGCAGGUGGGACAGGAACAGAAGCACACCUACCUGCCGCUGGAGGUGUGUAAUAUCGUUGCUGGUCAGCGCUGCAUUAAGAAACUGACCGAUAACCAGACGUCCACGAUGAUCAAAGCCACGGCUCGCUCUGCACCGGACCGACAGGAGGAGAUCAGCCGGCUGGUGCGGAGUGCGAACUAUGAGGCCGACCCGUUCGUCCAGGAGUUUCAGUUCCGGGUUCGGGAUGAGAUGGCUCAGGUGACGGGCCGAGUCCUGCCGGCCCCCAUGCUGCAGUAUGGCGGCAGGGUGAGCUCUGAACCCUUUAUGAACCGUACGGUGGCCACUCCGAGCCACGGCGUCUGGGACAUGAGGGGGAAGCAGUUCCACACCGGGGUGGAGAUCAAGAUGUGGGCCAUCGCCUGCUUCGCCACCCAGAGACAGUGCAGGGAGGAGAUCCUCAAGAGCUUCACCGACCAGCUGCGCAAAAUCUCCAAGGAUGCCGGGAUGCCGAUCCAAGGUCAGCCAUGUUUCUGUAAAUACGCCCAGGGAGCCGACAGCGUGGAGCCCAUGUUCAGACACCUGAAGAACACCUACGCCGGGCUGCAGCUCAUCAUCGUCAUCCUGCCGGGAAAAACACCCGUCUACGCUGAGGUGAAGCGUGUUGGAGAUACGCUCCUGGGCAUGGCCACCCAGUGUGUCCAGGUGAAGAACGUGGUGAAGACGUCGCCUCAGACGCUCUCCAACCUCUGCCUGAAGAUCAACGUCAAACUGGGAGGCAUCAACAACAUCCUGGUUCCUCACCAACGACCAACUGUGUUCCAGCAGCCGGUCAUCUUCCUCGGCGCUGAUGUCACUCAUCCUCCAGCUGGAGACGGGAAAAAGCCAUCGAUCGCAGCGGUGGUCGGCAGCAUGGACGCCCACCCCAGCAGGUACUGUGCUACAGUUCGGGUUCAGAGGCCCAGACAGGAGAUCAUCCAGGACCUGGCCUCCAUGAUUCGAGAGCUCCUGAUCCAGUUCUACAAGUCGACCCGCUACAAGCCCACCAGGAUCAUUUUCUACAGGGACGGAGUGUCGGAGGGCCAGUUCAGACAGGUGCUGUACUAUGAGCUGCUGGCCAUCAGGGAGGCCUGCAUCAGUCUGGAGAAGGAAUACCAGCCGGGGAUCACCUACAUCGUCGUACAGAAACGCCAUCACACUCGACUCUUCUGUGCAGAUCGAAACGAGCGGGUUGGACGAAGUGGAAACAUUCCUGCCGGUACCACCGUGGACACCGACAUCACCCACCCCUACGAGUUUGACUUUUACCUCUGCAGUCACGCUGGAAUCCAGGGAACCAGCCGACCGUCGCACUACCACGUUCUCUGGGACGACAACUGCUUCACCGCCGACGAGUUCCAGCUGCUCACCUACCAGCUGUGCCACACCUACGUCCGCUGCACGCGCUCAGUCUCCAUCCCAGCGCCUGCCUACUACGCCCACCUGGUGGCGUUCCGCGCCCGCUACCACCUGGUCGACAAAGAGCACGACAGUGCGGAGGGCAGCCAUGUCUCCGGCCAGAGUAACGGCAGGGACCCCCAGGCUUUGGCCAAGGCGGUCCAGAUCCACCACGACACUCUGAGGACCAUGUACUUCGCCUGAACCAGACUUAGUGUCACCCAGCAGCAGCUCGGACGUCAGCGAGGAGAACAGCCUCGUUAUGCAACUUAAAACCAGCCAGCCAAGCCUCUCCUUCCAGACCUGACAGAAACCUUUCCUUCGCUGGGCAUGUUUUGGGUUUAAAGACCGUCGGAGCUGCCAGUAAAUUUAAAACUGAGAAUCUUUGGGUGCACAGAGCAGAACCAGCCAGGACCGACCUGCUCCGUAGCCUCGGCCGGUUUGUGUUUUUACGUUUGUUUGUGUGUUUUUUCAGCCGUUUAGAUCCUGUAUGUCAUCUUUCUGUCCUGGAAGCCUUAGCGCUGACUCUUCUGUCUCCCUUUAAGCCUCUCAGUCCGUCAGCCAGACAGGAAGAAGCGUAACUCUGCACAGCACAGACACUGAAUGAAAGCUUUUUAUUUACAAAACGAGCCACGUUCAGCCAUCCUCUGAGGCCUUAAGACUGUUAGAAAACGUGUUAAAACCAAGCCUCCAUGGGUUUUAACCUAAAGUUCAUCUCCAGCAACGGUUUCUGUCUUCUGACGACCAGUUUUUCCAGUUUUCAGACCAGUUUCUUUGUGAGGAACUCGAGUGGUGCAAUAAGUAGUAAUAAGUAGUGAGUGAAUCGGUUUGUGGGUGAGUUUGUGGCGUUGGAUUCAGGAAUGUAGAGUUUGAAGCGGUGAAGAAGGAUCGAUUGCGUUUGAAGAGAUUAAACUAAAAGUGCCUGAUUUGGUCAGAAAGCGACGAGCUGGUUAGGUGGAAGGUUUUUAAAUCGUACGUUGGUUUGAAAAGACUCCGUUAACGCAAAUCUGAUCCCCAGAAAACCGCACAACCUGUCUCAGUUGAUCUCACCACCAGCCAAGAGUGAUUAUUUCUGAUUUCCUGAAGAUGUCAUCAUGAAAUACUCUGAUCAGAGUUAUAGAAGACUCUGAUGCAGAAUCUAAAGCUCACAUUUGGUGUGAAUUUCACUUCUCAUUCUGACAUCUUCUUAAAAUAAUGAACUGUUUGUUUCCUCGUCACAAAAUCAAUGAUUUGUGAUUUUAAAAUUACAUGAAUUUAACUUUUACUCACUUGUUCCAGAGCUGGAGGACAUUUUACGUCCCAACCAUCAAAUUUCCAAUAAUCCAUGUAGAAAAUCCUAAAACAUGCAGUAGUUGUGUAAAUGUACUUGUCCUGAGACCAAAUAAAAAAAAAAAUAGGAGAAAAUAAUGUUUUGGACAGAUUUUAAGUGUAUUUGAAUGAGUUUUGAGUAAUUUUGGAAUAAUUUUCACAUCUAUUUUGCACAAAUUUUUAAUCAUUUUGGAGGAAUUUUGAGUAAUUUAGGACAAAUUUCAAAUCAUUUGGAACAAGUAUCAACUCAUAAUGGAAAUAUUUCAAGGGAUUUUAGGACAACUCAAUGAGUUUUGGACAAAUUCUAAGUGAAUUUGGAUGGUUUCCAGUCAUUUUGAGCUAAUUUUGACUCGUGCUUUAGACUUCUAAGAUUAAAGGUCACACUGGCAUGGAUUAGAGUAGGGUUAGCAAACAACACAGAAAACACAGAAUAAAAAUGCUACCAUUGAUGUGGAAGCUGAGACAAUCAAUACCUAUUAUUGAUCAAUAUGGAGCAGAAAGCUGGAAAAGAGGAGGCUGAUUUUCAAACAUUUUGAAAUCCAGAUGUCCUCCAGUUCUGAAAUGAUCCUUAAAUCUCAUUGCUUUUGGGAUUUACUCUCAUUUCUUGUCAUUUUUACUGAGUUUUAACGUGAGUCGCUGCACACAGUUGGAUUUAAAGUAGAACUAAGAAACAUUUCCAUUUUUAACUCCGUAACGUUGAGAAUACAAACUGUUUUAACAUCUUAGGACGCCGAGUUUGUUCAGGCAGAAAUACGGACUUUUGGACGACCGUUUUCUGGAGAAAAUAUAAACGUCAGCUUUGACUAUCAGAUUAAUUCAACAUUAACAAUAAACUGCAGCCGUUGUCUGAUUUUGUCGUCUUUCCUGGCGGCUCUUGUGCUGUAAAAUCCUGUUGUAUUUUCUGCUAUUAAGCUAAACAACCUGCUGCUGUCUUUUAAUGUGCAGAUAUGUUGGUACUAAAUGGUGCUAAAAGGCCUCAUUUUUGUUUAAUAACUAAACCAUACCGGUGUGGAUGUUGCCUCGGUGAGAUUACUGCGCUGAAAACACAUCUUAUCUGCUAAAAAUGUCAAUGAAAACCUUACCGUAGUUUGACGCUCUGCAGCGGUUUUGUUCUUAUAAAUGGAUCUAAUUGAUUAAUCUGGGGUGAGAUCACGAAUCAUUUCCACAUCAAGCUGUCAAACAUGUGAUGCAGCUAUAAAUGUGAAUAUCUGAGCCGCCAUUAGUGAAGCUUUAGACUGGAAACUGGUGUCCGUUGGUUUGCACUCGACCAGCCGAAGCCUUCAGGUUUCUGAGUCUUUAUCACUGAGCAGCUUUUGUUUCCAGAGGUGGAAGUCACCAAAACAAACCAUAAAAUAUCAGAAAAUGGCAGCAGAGAGAAAUAUCUGUUCUAUAUAUUAUAUAUUUUCCCCACAGCAGAAGGAGAUGCGCUUUUAUUUUGGCGGACCAACAGCCUAAAACCCAAAGAUACGGUUAAUUAUUAUAGUUUUUCUAAAAAAUACCGUCUUAAACUUGAGGAAGCAGCAGAUUUUCUUCUGGGGUUGAGACUCUUCUGGCCUUCGGUCAGUCGUGUCGCUGCUUUUCUUUCUUGGACGUGGUUUAAAUCCUUCUGGUUCCAUGUUUUGGACCAAACCAACGUGCCUGCAGGGGGCGCUGACGGGCUGUGCUGUAAAAAAAAACACACGUUUAAAGGAUUCUGUGCUUAACUGCACUUAGAAAUGAGUCUGGAAUUGGAUCAGAUUCUAUUGAAAUGUUUUAAUUUUAGACACUUUAGUCGACUUCAGGCUGCUUCUUCAUGUCAGACUUUGGUUUUACUCAAAGUUUGUUCCAUUUAGAUGAAUCACCACCACACCAGGAAGAGAAAAACGGAUGAUUUUAGAUGUUUUUAAUGUGAUAUUUUCAAAUUAUCAGAACAUAGAAUAUUUUCCUUUUUCUAACAAAAAGCUGUUUAUCUGGUUAAAACUUGAGAAGUUUGGCAUCAUAACUUAUCUUUUAAGAGGACCUCCUUCGUGUUGGAGUUCAGACGUCUGUCACAUUCUGCUGUUAUUGAUCCUGAUGGAUGAUUUUGUGAUCAGUUAUGAGCCUCCAGUUAGAACUGAUUUUUCCUCCUGUCAUUAAAAUGGCUCCAUAGCGCCACCUGGGAAAUUUCAAACCAGAACUACGGCCAGCACGUGUCACCUACAGCUAUGAAAUUUGGUACCCUUAUGUAACCCGUCAGGACGCACUAAAAUGUAAUUGACACCCACGCUUAAGACACAACAGGAAGUCGGCCAUUUUGAAUUACGUGUCAUAUUUUGGACGAUUUGCGACCAAUUUUUGCACAUUUUCAAAGCUAUAAGCUCAAACAGGGUAACGCAGACAGAGCUGAACUUUGGCCAGGAUGUACAGCAGGCAUGGGUGAUCAAAAGUUAUCAAAAUGCUCCACGGAAGUCUGAUUGCGUGAAAAUGGAGGCUGGUGGAACUUGAAUGUUUCGCCAUGAAACAGGAAGUGACAUAUGACUCUCCUGUACGUGCUCCAGUCUGCCUCAAACUUUACACGUAUGAUCAGACUCCGGCUGUGAUGACAUUCCGAGGCUGAUAUACAUUCACAGUCAUAGCGCCACCUGGUGGACAUGCUUAGAUUCACUGACCAGCAAGGAUGCGAGAACCCAUCCAACGCUGCUUGCAGCUUUAAUUAUUACCAUUAUUGUUAUUACCUAAUAUCCUCAUUGUGUUUAACAACAGCAGAAUGUCUCGACAUGAAGCAGAACUUCAUCCAAUGACUCGUAUUCUUUCAUUUUUUCAUUCACCAUGAACCUCAUUCAAACAGCAGUUUUAACAUUUUUACAAUUAAAGAGACAUUUUCAUCUAAUAAUGUGACAUCUUGUUAUAACGUGAAUACAAAACAUCAAAAUGUCCAGUUAUGGUGAAAAAUCAUUUGGUUUUAAUGUGACUUUAUUAUUUCAUAACAUGAAUAUAUCUUAUAUCAAAUUAAAACCUCUUCUAAUAUGCAUGUAUUAUGUCAGAACAUCUUGUUUUAACAUUAAUAUGUCAUGUUAUACCAUGCAUAUUUCUACUUAAAAUAUGAGAACAUUUUAUUACCUCAUAACAUGAAAGUGUUUGGUUAAAUAUCUAACAUGAAAUUAUCUAUUUAUCAUGUGAAAACAUCUUGUUCUAACUUGUAAACUUCCUGUUUAAAUGUGAAAAUAUCUAGUUUCAACAUGAGUAUAUUUUCUUAUAGCAAAAAAAAAUCUUAUGGCAUAAAAAUAUCUUAUAGUCUGAAAAUAUCUCAUUAUAAAAUGUUAAAGCGUGAAAACAUCAGGUUAUAACAUGAAUAUGUCUAUUUAAUGUUUAAAUUUCUAAUUAUAACUUGAAAAUAUCUUGUAGCAUGAAAACAUCUGUUUAUAACAUUAAAAAAACAUCUGGUUAUUAGAUAAAAACACCUGGUUAUAACAUAAAAACAUCUUGUUUUUAACUAAAACUUCUUAUUUUAACAAACAUCUAGUUAUGACAUAAAAACAUCUUAUAGCAUGAAAACAUCCUUUUGUAACAUAAAAACAUCUGAUUAUAACAUAAAGACAUCUGUUUAUUACACAAAAACAUCUGGUUAUUACAUAAAACAUCUGGUUAUUACAUAAAAGCAUCUGGUUAUGACAUAAAAAACAUCUGGUUAUUACAUAAAACAUCUGGUUAUUACAUAAAACAUCUGGUUAUUACAUAAAGCAUCUGGUUAUUACAUAAAAGCAUCUGGUUAUUACAUAAAAACAUCUGUUAUUACAUAAAAAACAUCUGUUAUUACAUAAAGCAUCUGGUUAUUACAUAAAAACAUCUGGUUAUGACAUAAAAACAUCUGGUUAUGACAUAAAACAUCUGGUUAUGACAUAAAACAUCUGGUUAUGACAUAAAAGCAUCUGGUUAUUACAUAAUACAUCUGGUUAUUACAUAAAAACAUCUGUUAUUACAUAAAAACAUCUGUUAUUACAUAAAAACAUCUGUUAUUACAUAAAACAUCUGUUAUUACAUAAAGCAUCUGGUUAUGACAUAAAAAGCAUCUGGUUAUGACAUAAAAAACAUCUGGUUAUUACAUAAAACAUCUGGUUAUUACAUAAAACAUCUGGUUAUUACAUAAAACAUCUGGUUAUUACAUAAAACAUCUGGUUAUUACAUAAAAGCAUCUGUUAUGACAUAAAACAUCUGGUUAUGACAUAAAAACAUCUGUUAUGACAUAAAACAUCUGGUUAUUACAUAAAAACAUCUGGUUAUUACAUAAAACAUCUGGUUAUAGCCUGAAAAUAUCUUGUUUUUAACUAAAACAUCUGGUCAUAACAUUAUUACAUUUGAUUUUAAGUGAAAGCAUCUUGUUCUAAAUUGAAAAAUGUAUUUUAUUUUUUAAACAAACCUCUCUCUAAUGUGAUUCUGAUCCGUUUUAUUUUCCUGGCGUGGCGUCUUCACCCUGCUCCGGUUCUUCAGCAGUCGAGGAAUGUCAGAUUUUAUUUCCAGAGAAUCACCUCUGAGCCUGAAGGCAGCUUCUGAUGCCUUUCCCUCAAACCCAGAAGCAUGUUCUAGUCUGAAUGGAUAAAUGUUUAUACGUAGAGAUGCUAACGUGAUGCACAGACCACUUAUUUAUUCUACCAGAGUCCAGUUUGGAGCUCAUAGUUCUGUUUGUUCAUCCGAUGAACCAUCAGCCCUCCUUUAGUUCUUCACGUCAUCGACGAGGCGAUGGUUUUUUUUUCUUCUGUGUUUCCCGGAGGAGGAGGGCUGAAAGUUCGACCGUGCCUUUCCUGAUGGUGCUGAUUUAAACUAGAAUUGAUGAGGAGGUGUAGCGAUGCUGUACGGAGUAUUUGUGUGUUCUUACCUCUGAUAUAUGCCAAGAACAGAGAAAUUAUUAUGCAGAGCUGAUCGGUUUGGAGCUGACAGGACCAAAAUAAAAAGGCCUGGACUCUCAAGCACAACUUCAAAAUAAAAGCAUUUCUGGGUGAAGAUCAAACACUGUGUAAAAGUGAUGUAGCAUUAUUUAUUUAUUUCCCACUGCCUGCUUAGAAACGCCUUUUCCUCCGCGGACGGCAAUAAUGAAGCUCCUCAUUCACGGUUUUUGUCUUUUAAUGUGAAAUUCACACGUUUACAGACUUUCACAACAACAGCGCCCGCAAAAACAAAUCUGUGUCGAGCUGCAUAUCAGAGGAGAAAAACAGAUGUUUGGGUUUCACGGUUAUGUCAGAUAUUAAUGUGCUCUUUGUUUGUUUUUUUGCCUGAUUAUGAGACUUCUAGAAGUAAAAGUGUAUUUUGUUUUAACACUCACCUGAUCCUGGUCCGAAGUCGAGCCUUUUUAUUUGUCAUAUUUAAUUUUUGGAAUAAAUCCUCUGUGUAUAAAAAUAC